CGCCCUGAGAGCAUGGUCCCAUGUGCAGCCCUGGCUCCUCGCACCCAGCUCCGCUGCCAGCCGUGGUCCCUGCCACCACCCCAUGUUCCGCUCGCGCCGUGCCGGACUGGUGAGGCGGCUGUGGCGGCAGCGCUGUGCAGCGGCCAGCCCCGAGGACAGCCCCGGAGCCCUCAAACCGGCAGCGCACGCCCUCUUCAAGAAGCUGAAGGACGAGGAGCUGGAGCUGCUGGUGCAGGCGGUGGAGAGCCGGGGCGCCUGGGAGUCCGGCUGUGUCUGGGCACCGCGGGGGGAGCUGCGGGGGGCCAAGCAGGCGCUGCCCCCCCAGGUCCUGCUCUGCCGUCUCUACCGCUGGCCUGACCUCCGCCAGCCCCAUGAGCUCAAGCAUCUCUGCUACUGCACCAGGGGCCGGGGGGGCUGUGGGGACGCAGCUGCACUCUGCUGCAACCCCCACCACUUCAGCCGCCUGGCUGCACCUGAGACCCCUCCACCCCCCUACUCGAAGGCGUCCUGCGGUCCCUCCUGGCCAGACGAGCCCCAGCACCCCGGCACCCAGUUCAUGGAGUUCAGCUACAACGGUGGCGACUGGCGUGACACCAGCCUCUCACAGAGCACUGUUAAGGACAGCUACUGGUGCAAACUGGCUUACUGGGAGCACCGGACACGUGUGGGCCGCCUCUACGCCGUGCAUGAGGCGUCGGUGAACAUCUUCUGCGAGCUGCCACAGGGCAGCGGAUUCUGCCUGGGCCAGUUGCCAGCCACCCACUGCAGCCGUGCUGUCCAGCGGGCACGCGGCAAGAUCGGCUGGGGGCUGCUGCUGAGCCGGGAGCCGGGUGGCGUGUGGGCUUACAACCGCAGCGAGCACCCCAUCUUCGUCAGCUCGCCCACCUUGGGGCCCCCCAGUGCCUGCGGGCUCACCGUCCUCAAGGUGCUGCCUGGCUACUCAGCGAAGGUGUUCGACUACGAGCGGGUGGGGGGUGUGGGGAGCCUGCGGCUCCCUGGGGAGGGCCCCUGCGACCCCCACAGCAUCCGCAUCAGCUUUGCCAAGGGCUGGGGGCCCUGCUACUCCCGGCAGUUCAUCACCUCCUGCCCAUGCUGGCUGGAGGUCCUGCUGAACCGGCCGCGCUGAGGGGCUGGGGCUGGCAGGGGGGUGUGCUAGGGAGCCCCCCCCCCAAGUGGGUGCAAGGGGGGCACAAGCUGGGGGGCCCCUCUGCCACCCCCCCAGCCUCUCUCUUCCAGGGCUGCACUGCAGCAGGGGGGCCAUCCUGGUCCAGGGGACCCUCGCUGGCACCCUCUGCCCCAUCCCCAGGAGGGGUCCAGUGUCCCCCAUGCCUGGCUCACCACCCUGCCAGCACCUGCUGUCCCCGGCCAUGGGUCUCUUGCUGAUGCAGGAUACUAUUUAAUCUCUUUCUCUCUUUUAUUUUUAUGGUUAAAUUUAUUUUAAUUUAUCUUA
Harpia harpyja (harpy eagle) is the source of this 1450-nucleotide messenger RNA. Its product is annotated as mothers against decapentaplegic homolog 6-like. Bases 83 to 1126 code for a protein of 347 amino acids. NCBI's taxonomy places the organism in Eukaryota, Metazoa, Chordata, Aves, Accipitriformes, Accipitridae. Gene Ontology annotation, molecular function: I-SMAD binding; transcription regulator inhibitor activity. Gene Ontology annotation, cellular component: heteromeric SMAD protein complex. The record is from RefSeq and is a predicted model, not a curated record. Gene Ontology annotation, biological process: BMP signaling pathway; anatomical structure morphogenesis; regulation of transcription by RNA polymerase II. The transcript has 4 exons.